Messenger RNA from Egretta garzetta (little egret), 1092 nucleotides. RefSeq names its product PDZ and LIM domain 3 (gene PDLIM3). Gene Ontology annotation, biological process: muscle structure development; heart development; actin cytoskeleton organization. Gene Ontology annotation, molecular function: actin binding; muscle alpha-actinin binding. Gene Ontology annotation, cellular component: filamentous actin; adherens junction; Z disc. The record is from RefSeq and is a predicted model, not a curated record. The coding region runs from base 1 to 1092 and encodes 363 amino acids. The transcript has 8 exons. NCBI's taxonomy places the organism in Eukaryota, Metazoa, Chordata, Aves, Pelecaniformes, Ardeidae.
AUGCCACAAAACGUUAUUCUCCAAGGACCGGCACCCUGGGGAUUCAGGCUCUCAGGAGGAAUAGAUUUUAACCAACCCUUAAUCAUAACCAGGAUUACACCUGGAAGUAAGGCUUCAGCUGCCAACCUGUGUCCUGGUGAUGUUAUUGUAGCUAUUGAUGGGCUAAGCACAGAGAACAUGACACAUAAUGACGCCCAGGAGAGAAUUAAAGCAGCCGCACAUCAGCUUUGUUUGAAAAUAGAGAGGUCAGGAACUAAAUUAUGGUCCCCACAAGUUUCAGAAGAUGGCAAACCACAUCCCUUCAAGAUAAAUUUGGAAGCUGAACCACAGGACAUGAACUACUUUGAACACAAGCACAAUAUUCGGCCCAAACCUUUCAUAGUCUCAGGCCGAAGCAGUGGAUGCAGCACUCCUUCGGGGAUUGAGUGUGGCAGUGGACGCAGUACCCCCUCUUCAAUUAGCACGGUUAGCUCUAUCUGCCCGACCGAGCUGAAAGCAGUGUCUAAGAUGGCCCCUAACAUUCCCUUGGAAAUGGAGCUUCCCGGUGUCAAGAUUGUACACGCUCAGUUUAACACACCUAUGCAGUUGUACUCAGAUGAAAAUAUCAUGGAAACACUGCAAGGCCAAGUUUCUACAGCUCUGGGGGAAACACCCAUAAUAAGUGAACCAUCUCCCAACUCAGUGCCUCAGUCUGAUGUGUACAAGAUGCUGCAUACCAACCAGGAGGAGCCCAGUCAACCUCGCCAGUCUGGCUCCUUUAAGGUGCUCCAGAAUUUAGUCUCCGAGGAAGAUGGACGCCCCAUGGGUACAAGAAGUGUGAAAGCACCUGUAACAAAGAUACCUACUGCCAUGCCUGGUGUCCAGAAAGUGCCACUGUGUGACAAAUGUGGGAAUGGGAUUGUAGGAACGGUGGUGAAGGCACGUGAUAAAUACCGGCACCCAGAAUGUUUUGUGUGCUCUGACUGCAAUCUCAACUUGAAACAAAAAGGCUACUUCUUUGUGGAGGGGCAACUAUACUGUGAAGCUCAUGCACGAGCUCGCAUGAGGCCACCAGAGGGAUAUGAAGCAGUUACUGUUUACCCAAAAUGCUAG